Messenger RNA from Cylindrotheca closterium, 3651 nucleotides. The record is from the annotation of a GenBank genome assembly. Lineage: Eukaryota; Bacillariophyta; Bacillariophyceae; Bacillariales; Bacillariaceae.
AUGAAGUUCGGAGCUCUAUCUCUCUCCCUACUAUGUUGCUCUUUUGAAAGCCCCAUCGCAAGCGCCCAAAGACUGGGUGUGUUGAAGAGAAAGAAACCAGAGUACCUUCGAAAUGCCGAUCAUGCCGAAGCAGCCAACGGUAAUCGAAAGCUUUUCUUCUCUUCUCUCAUCAAGAAAGCUGAAGGUGUCUUGUAUGGUACUCUCUCCCCUCCUGACGAGAGCAUGUCUUAUGAUACCAGCAUGUCAUAUGGAACAGAGGAGGAUCAUAUUGUCUACCUUCCAGCCAAUAUGGCCGAUGAUGAUUACGUCGACCAAAGCAUGUCCUACGAAACAAGCAUGUCUUAUGAAACGAGCAUGUCUCUUGUCAUGUCGAUUGAAACUACCGAGCCUGAAUAUGUGAACCGAGCACCACCGCCUAACAACCCAUCGACUUUCUACACUUCCAUUUUCAGCAAUGGCCAGCAAACGCGAAACACGGCCAAGCCUGCAGCUGGAAAGGGAAAAGGGCGCAAGAUGAUGCAACUGGAACCAACCGAGACACUUUCAGACGCCGAGUACGUCCGAAGAUACCUCGGAAACUCUGCUGCCGAUGCCAUGGACGAACACGACCACCGCAUGCUCCAGAGUAUGUCCUACACUUACAGCAUGGAAACCUCAAUGGACUACAGUUUGUCAUACAGCUUUUCAUAUAGCAUGUCCAUGGACACUCCUCAAUUUGGAAACCAAUUUCCUGGUAGUGAGGAUGAUCUCGAAGCAUUCCCCAUUCCUGAUGUCAAGGGGACUUCAAAAUUGCCUCGUCCUAUCGCUUCUCAUCCUGGAAAGAAGAUGGGUAAGGCUCCAGCCAUGCAAAAUAGACGAAGACGUAUGUCGCGAGAAGACUGGACACGAGUCGUCUAUGCUGACGACGAGCCCAGCACGACCGUCGAGGCAUCCGACAGCAGCAUCUCGUACAGCCUGAGCUAUGCAUACAGUGCCUCCAACGAAGAAAGUAUGUCCUACAGUAUGAGCUACGAAUACGGUGCAAUGUCCGAGGAUAACAUGUCCUACGAUUAUUCUUCCUACAGUAUGAGUUAUGAAUACGGUACCCUGGCUGACGAAAGCAUGUCUUAUGAUUACUCCCUCAGUAUGAGUAUUUCAUUUGGUACCCUUGGCGACGACGAUGGCUUUGAUUGGGACGACGAUUCUGUUCAAGGCGGUGCACUUGCUCCUGAUAGUUCCGCAGGUUCUAAUCCCGACUCUGGAAAUCCUUCUAGUGGUGGUGGUUCUGGCUCUGGAUCCAACUCUGGAAGUGGUUCCGGAAGCGGUUCUGGGUCCAACUCCAGCUCAGGCUCUGGUUCCGGAAGUGGUUCAAAUUCUGGCUCUGACUCAGGCUCUGGAAGUGGCUCUAACUCUGGUUCCGGCUCAGGUUCUGGAAGCUCAGGUUCUGUAAGUGGAUCUGGUUCCGGAAGUGGCUCAUCUGGUGGAUUUACCGCAGUCAAGGCCCCUAAAGGACACGGGAAGGCAGCAAACGCCAAAGCCCCCAAUCCAAACCGUGCCUCCGCUGCAAAGGCACCAGGUAUUCCAGGCCUUACUCGCAAGAAUGCCCGUAAGCGAGCUCAAGCUAGAAGAAGACGAGCAGAAAGAGUUUCCAAACCAAAAGAAAUGCCAUGGACUUCUACUGAAGAACCUUCUGUUUUUUUGCUCGAGUCUGUCAAGGAUAUGUACCAAGAUUUUGGUGCUCAAAUGACCGCAACCGACCAAUCAUUCUCAUCUGAAAUUGAGGGCCAAUUCCGGUCCAAUCUUUGUGGAAAGCCAAAGUGUGGCGGAAAGAUUAACAUGUUCAAGUGCCUCUCUUGCUCUUCGAACUCGUGGUAUUCUGCCAUUUCCGAAAGUGGAAACGGUGCCAUUCAUGGAUUCGUCGAUCGUGACAAUAAUGUCGUAGUAUCGUCUGAUGAAGCAGCCGCCCCAACGCAUACUCGAUUGGAUAUUGCGGUACCCAUGUCUGGCCAAGAUGGAAAGCUUCGUCAUUUUGCCGCCCGCCUAGGUGCAUCACUUCAAACCUUCCGCAAAUCCCCAAUGGGCAAGCAAAUGUCUAUUAGACUCUUUGUCACAAAAUACCAAGGCGACUUUGCUGACAUGAGAAUGUCGGAUGUGAAGAGGGAGCUCUCCUACUUGACCAAGCUCGAACCCGAAGAUAUUACCUUUGUCGAUGUGUUGGACAGCGAAUUCUCUCGGGCCAAUGCCAUCAAUAACCUUCAUCGCAACGUUUGUCAAGAAAGAGACUGUAUUGUGUCCGUAAUGGACGUCGAUAUGUUUAUUCUACCAAGAUUCUUUUACAACGCACAUGAAUUUGUCCAGGCUGGCCACUCUGCGUACUUCCCAAUUGUCUGGUCCGAAUAUAAUCCCGAGACCGUUCAACUGGUCGACGACUUCUAUGCCCUUAAUGGUGUAAAGCAAAGCACCUACAGCAACCACCACGGCACAUGGAGACAAUACGGUUUCGGAUUGUAUGCUAUUUCUGGAGCGGAUGCUUCGAAAUUCAUGUUGGAUGAAAGAUUCAAGGGAUGGGGUGGUGAGGACAACGACUUCUACCAUCGUGUUAGCUCUGGGCUGAAUAUUGUCCGAAUGCGUGAACAUGGAUUGAUUCAUAUUUUCCACAGCAAGGAGUGCACUGCCGGAUCCUUCGUCAAGACUUCAAUGAUUCAGCAAUGUUUCGGUUCGAAAACUUCCGUCGAAGGCUCUCAACUUGGUUUGUACCUCCGAAACCUUCGUGAAAGCGACGAGGCUACCUUCAGUUCAAUCUUUCAGAUGGAUAGAUACGAAGAAGACAUUCUUCUUGCAGUUGUGACAUCUCGAGAGAACUUGAGCUCCCGAGUUGCUGCUGUCCGCGAGUCAUGGGGAGCGACAAACAACAUUCCAGCCAACGUUCACAUUCGCUACUUUGUUGGUAAUGGCACCGAAUCAAGCUUUGAUUUGCUUCGCCUUGCUGGUCUGGAGGAUGCGGAUGAGUUGGUGAUUAUGACUGAAGUCGAAGACAACGAAUAUCCUCCCGUGAAGAAGAAUACCAACAUGUUGAAGCGAACCCAAGAGGUUGUCCUUGAUAUGGAAGCAUCGCGCAAUAUGGAUAUCAAGUAUAUUAUGAAGGUUGACGAUGAUACUUACGUCAACUUUGACGGUUUACUUAAGUUCUUGGCGUACCGUGAUCCUACGGAAACACAUCAAUUCUGGGGAGAGCGUGGAAUGGGAUACGUUCAAGACAGAGACGGGCUGACGAAGGCAGGUUUGAAGAAACCGUACUGUACUGGAGGCCCUGGAUAUGUCUUGUCGAGAGCAACAUUCGAUGAUACAGUCCAAGGAAUUGAUGCUUGUGUCCACGGCGCAAAUGUCUCCCCAUAUAGAGACUACUUGUGGCAUUCUGAUGUUGUCAUUGGAAUGUGCGUAACACAACAGACUGGCAUUGGAUGUCAUGAAGGUUCCGAUUACAAGAAGAACAGAGUUUUCCUGAAUAACUAUGGAGGUCCUGAAAACUUUGUUAGGGAAGGAGAUCUGAAGAAUGUCGUGACCAUGCAUCCAUUCAAGAAGGAAGGCCAAAUGUCACGCCAGCAUGGAAGAUUCGACAAACCUGUACAGAAGGCAAUGAAGAAUUUAAUGAAGGCACCAAGCAACGAGUAG